CACGCAGCUGCAGCAGCAAGACCCUUAUUGAUCAGGAGAGUUUAUAUUUCCCCCCAUCAUAUCCACCAAGAUGCCGCAGCUCAUCUCUGCCAGCAGCAACCUGGCUGCAACCACGCUUCUCCUGCUCCUUUCUGCAGCUGCCGCGGCGGCGGCAGCGCCACUUCAAGCUCAGGCGGGCACGGCCUGCCACAACGAUAUCAUCGCCCUGCGGACAACCUGCUACGAGUACGUCCAGGAGGGUGGUCGGGCGCUGCCGCCGUCGUCCAACUGCUGCGCCACCUUGAUGGGCCUUACCAACGUUCCCUGCGUCUGCGACUACCUUGGCUCCGACCUCGACGUCGACCUGGACAAAGUGUUCUACGUCGGCAGGCACUGCGGAUUCGCAAUCCCCAGGGGCUGCGGAGCAGGUCCAAUUGAACAAAAGGAGGGAAUUGUUGGAUCAUUCAAGCCAUAGCGAACUACAUUCGGCAUAUUUAAAGCAGGUCUGAGACAGGGAACCGGCAGAAUGGAGAAGUUGCAUGACAUACGCAGGGCACCUAGUAAUCCUCGGAUCGAUGAAUAAAGUUGGCCAGCAUUUAGUUGGAUGAUGUUCAGAUAUAAGAAUGUUAUUCACCUAUAUAGAACUCUGAUUAGCUCGUCACCUAAUGUGAUUCUGUAUCAAAGCCAGAUUCAAUAUAUGGCUCAUGAGACUGCAACUGUCUUAUGCUUCCUAUA
Messenger RNA from Panicum virgatum (switchgrass), 714 nucleotides. RefSeq lists its product as uncharacterized. The transcript has 3 exons. NCBI's taxonomy places the organism in Eukaryota, Viridiplantae, Streptophyta, Magnoliopsida, Poales, Poaceae. The coding region runs from base 71 to 454 and encodes 127 amino acids. The record is from RefSeq and is a predicted model, not a curated record.